Molecule: messenger RNA, 1409 nt
Organism: Ostreococcus lucimarinus CCE9901
Lineage: Eukaryota; Viridiplantae; Chlorophyta; Mamiellophyceae; Mamiellales; Bathycoccaceae
Exons: 1
Coding region: 4-1383 (459 amino acids)
Biological process (GO): lipid metabolic process
Cellular component (GO): membrane
Molecular function (GO): oxidoreductase activity, acting on paired donors, with oxidation of a pair of donors resulting in the reduction of molecular oxygen to two molecules of water
Source: RefSeq, a predicted model, not a curated record
GUCAUGCCCUCCGCCGCGCGCUCCCGAGCGUCGAAGCGCGCGAACGCGACGACGGACGUCGCGACGACCGCUCCCGAGGCGACGCUCGACCCGACGCGCGCGUACACGCGCUAUCGCGGCGUCGUCUACGACGUCACCGAGUUUCAGCAUCGCCAUCCCGGCGGCGCGCAAUUGCUCUCGCUCUGCGUCGGACGCGACGCGACGAUCCUGAUCGAGAGCCAUCACUUGCGACCUGAGGUGGUGCGCAAGUACAUGAAGACGCUGCCCGUGGUGGAGGGCGCGGCGGGCGCGUUCGGGAAGGAGGAGACGUUUCCGAAACCGCUCGAUUCGGCGGUGUAUCGAGCGAUACAACGCCGAGUGCGAGAUGAAGUCGUGGAACCGAUGAAAGCAAAGUCUGGAAGGGAGGCACACGGACGCGGUGGGUGCGUCGUGGACGCGGGGGUGGUCGUGUUGACGUUUGUCGCGGCGAUGGUGGCGUAUUGGCGCGCGCCCUCGGCGCUCACGGGGUGCGCGUUGGGACUGGCGGGGUACUGGAGCGGCACUGGGUUGCAACACACGGCGAAUCACGGAGGAUUGGCGAAGAGUGGAUUUUGGAAUCAGUUUUGGGGAUGGCUCGGGAACGACGUGGCGAUCGGGAAGAGUUCGGUGGAGUGGCGGUAUCAUCACAUGGUGAGCCAUCACUCGUACUGCAACGACGCCGAUCUCGAUCAAGACGUGUACACCGCGUUACCGUUGUUGCGACUUGACCCAUCGCAGGAGUUGAAGUGGUUCCAUCGGUACCAAGCGUUUUACGCGCCGCUCAUGUGGCCGUUUUUAUGGCUCGCCGCGCAAGUCGGUGACGCGCAAAACAUUUUAAUCGAUCGAGCGUCUCCCGGCGUCGAGUACAAGGGCUUGAUGAAGAACGAAAUCGCGCUGUACCUGCUCGGUAAAGUUCUGCACUUCGGCUUACUUCUCGGCGUUCCGGCGUACAUCCACGGGUUGUCCAACGUCAUCGUGCCGUUCCUCGCGUACGGCGCGUUUGGCUCGUUCGUCCUUUGCUGGUUCUUCAUCGUCAGCCACAACUUGGAGGCGUUGACCCCGAUGAACUUGAGCAAGAGCACUAAGAACGAUUGGGGUGCGUGGCAAAUCGAAACGUCCGCGUCGUGGGGUAACAGCUUCUGGAGCUUCUUUUCCGGUGGUUUGAACUUGCAAAUCGAGCACCACUUGUUUCCGGGAUGCGCGCACAAUCUGUACCCGAAGAUGGUUCCCAUCAUCAAGGAUGAGUGCAAAAAGGCUGGCCUCGCGUACACCGGCUAUGGUGGCUACUUUGGAUUGUUGCCCAUCACGCGCGACAUGUUUUCCUAUUUACACAAGAUGGGCCAUCAACGACCGAAGGCCAUGUAGAAAUCCGAACAAACCGUUGUACCUCU